CACAAAGACCCUCCGCUUCGCUUCCCUUCCUCUCUCUCUCUCUCCUUUUCCCUUGCUCUUUCUUUUCUCUCUCUUUUUUUAAACCUUCCCUUCCCACCCCUUUCUUCUUUUCUUUCUCUUUUUCUUUCCCUCCCAUCUCCCUAUUUCCUCCCCCCCCCCGCCCCGGGUUAAAGGAUUUGAGCUAUGGGGUGGUGGAGGUGGAGCUCGGCUGAGGAUUAAAAGAAGCGGAUGUGUUAAGAGACUGAUAGAGAUUUUUCUCAUUCUCAUUCUCUCCGCUCCCUCCCUCCCUCCGCGUCUCUCUGGCUCGCUCUGUUGCUCCGUCUCCGAUCCGAAAACUUCUUCUUGGAAAGCAGCAGGAAAUAAAACGGAAGGAGGAAGGCAGGAAUACGGAGCGAAAGGGAACUAACCAUCCUCCUUUCCCGGCAACAGAUCUAGAUUAGACCCGCCCGGAUCCCCUCCCCUCCCCUCCCUUCUUGAAUUGGGGAGAGAGAGAGGAAGAGAGAGAAAUCUCAGAGGCGAAAUCCCCUCAGGAAAACGCGGUCGACAAGGACUAGAUGCAGCCAGCCACGCUCCCAGCAGUCAUGGGCCAAGCCGGGGAUCCAGUCCGCCGCCGAUCUCGCAUCUCCAAGACCAGGCUGGCUUGAAAGUGGGCAGGGACUUCUGAUUUCCUUCCCGGUUCCGAGCACUGGGGGAUUCCCUGCUUUCUGUGACUGCCGCCGCCGCCAAGAAUACAGAGACAAGCUACCGCUCCAGAUCUGGAUUCUUCUAAUUCAUCGUGGGCUCCGUUUAUCCCGAGGGCAUCGGCUCAGAUAUUCGGAGGCUGGGGUUCUGAAGGAUCAGCGGAGCAUUCCUCACCAGAGGCAAAAGGGAGGGGAAGAGAAGGAGAACCUUUUGAUCUCGGACGCCUGGGUUAAUAGCCACUACCCUUUCCUCACCAAAGCGAGUGACACCGCUUCCUGUCUUGGGGUGCUUUGUUGUUCUCAAAUAUAUUAUCUUCACCAUUGACGAAAAGCUUCUUUUGAUCUCCUGUCUCGCUCCGGACGCCUGCGUUCUAUCGGAUUACUGGAACACUCCGACUAUUGAUAAAAAGAAUUAACAGUGGUGGGGAACCCUUUUCUCCUAGACCCUGGAUACCUGAAUUCUUGGAAUUCCCUGAAUAUAAGGAAUUCUUGUUCUACAAACCUCCACCCACCUGCAUUAUUCCAUCGGAUUCCUGAGUUCCAAGUGAGCUGCUGAGAUUUGAGCAGUUGCCCCACUGGUUGGGCUUAUGCCAACUUUUCUCGUCUGGAAUCUUGGCCUCUGCCGUGGUACAGAACUUCGAAAGGUGGGGUUAACUCAGCUCACCUAUCUACCACUGUCCUUUCCAUCGCUGGAUUCUGGUGGCCCUCAAACUCCUGGCAUUGCUUGAAAUUUAGACUGUGGUUUUCCUCCUGUGCCCCACUCUCCCCCUUCUCGGGCAAAGAUGUCUUCAGCUCCUGCACUGCCAGAGUGGAAGCUCCAGCUAUUGGAGCGUCGGCGUAAGGAUGAGGAGGAGGCCCGCCGGCGGGAGCGGGAGCAGCAGGACCGCAUGGCUAAGAUGCCGGCCUGGAAACGCGAGAUCAUUGAAAGACGCCGAGCCAAGCAGGGCUCUAGCACCUCUUUCUCGGAACCGUGUGGGCCGGGAGGAACUGAGAGCGGGGCGGCCCCUGCUCCUGUUCCUCCACCGCCCUGCCAAGAGAGGGAGCCAGAGAGUUCUGUGCUGCAGGAGAAGAUUGGCCCGGUCCAUCAGAACCCUUUCAUUCAGCUGGAGAAGCGGCGCAACAAGGAGACGGCCCCCUCGGAGAGCGACCUCGCCAAUGCGAAAGCCAAGCAGAUAGUGGAUCUUUAUGGGCAGAUUCCUGGUGUCCGCACCCUGCGUGCCGACAAUGUCAUCAUUAUCGAGACGGUCCCAGGGGCUCCACCUGCACAGCUUGCCAGCGACCGGCACUCAGCAGAGGCCAAAUCAGGCAGUGUUGAAUCCCUCAAUGAGUUGCUGGCACGGCGUGGGGGCAGCGUGACGGAGAUCCGUGCCGGGGAGGUCUUCAUUGUCAAGUCAGCACUGAGCCGUAGUGUGGAGGACCUCAAUUCUGUCGGCAGGUCUGAGUACCAGGCAUCACUGCCAGAACAGCGCCGCGGGCGGGUAAGCAAACUGAUGAGCAGGUUCAGCCAAGAGGAUGGUGGUGGGAUGGUCUCUCCAUGCCCGGUCAGGUCCUACAGCACUGAGAACCUAACAGAAAGCACCUAUGUGGCCAGGAAGCCUGGACGCAUGCCAGCGGAUCCCAGCCCGACCCGGAAGCACCGUGAUGGCACCCCUAGCCCUCCCCGUGACCUGCCAGGACUAACCUCACCAGGGCCAUUUACUGUGGCCUCUUAUCGCAGCCAGUUUGAAGCAAAAUCAGGCAGUGGCGAGGCCUGGCCAGAUAGCCCUCCAAGACGCUCUCCAACCGGAAAAAUAUGGGGGAGGGAGGCUGCCUCACCAGAGAGAGGGCCCAGACGGGAUAGUAGUGAUUGUGAGGCUAUGUUUGAGAUCCAUCCAGCACCCCCACCGGCAUCAGUGGCCGAGGACGAUGUCCAGGGCAAGGCCUUGGCCAAUCUGCGCCUGCAUUCCCGGAACUCCUUUGUGGUCACCCCGCGACGGGCCUCAGCUUCUCCUCCCCCUCCCCCAGAACCCAAGCAGGAAGUCUGUCCUUCUCCUCCUUCUGUCAAGCCACCAGCCCCCACUUCCUGCUCCUCACCCGCCCGUGAGCAGCUUCUCCCGGAUGCCGAGGAGCCGCCUGAGGCUGAGGCUAUGAGACGUGGUGGGAGCAGCAACACCAAGGAGGAUGUCAGGGUGGGGAGUUUGGCCCGGGCCUCAUCCCCCCACCCAGCUGUGCAGCGUCGCAGUGGCAACACCAUCACUAUCAACCCACGCAAGGCCCCUGUGGCACCUGUCACUGCUGUGGAGAAUGGCAUUGAGAGUGACACUCCCACGGCCACAGUUCCUGUGAAGAAACGCUAUCCCACGGCUGAGGAGAUCCAGGUGAUUGGAGGCUACCUCUCGCUGCAGAGAUCCUGCCUUGCAAAGAAUGACCCACAUCGGAAAAAGCUUAAAAUUUCAUUUAGUGAGAACCAGCUGGAGAAGACCUUCCUGUACCCAUCAGAGAGUUCCCUGCUGGAGGAGUUUGGGCCCCCAGAAGAGUCGGAAGCUCUGAGCUGCACCAACCCCCAUGGGGAUGACGAAGAAGAAGAGGAGGAGCUGCUGCUGCUUCACCGUGGCCUGCCCGGCCUCCUGAGGACCAAGCCCCUCAUUGUGGAUGAAUCUUGUCGGCGGUAACCCAUUCAUCCUUCUCCAUCCCAGGGAAGGGUGGAGGAUAUAUAUGGACUCUUGCCAUGCUCCAAGUCCUUCAGCUGAAACUUUUAAAGAUUUCUUUCCGUCUUCCAGUGACCACCAUGCCAAGGAAAGAAGCUGGGACCAAGACAGACAGUUUUGUCCUUUUCCUAGGGCCCUGUUUAGAUUUCUUUUUUCAGGAAAGAAGAAACAGUUGUGAAAAUACCCUCCCCUUCUCUGAUAUUAUUUUCGUCUGGCACUGAAAAAAAGGCAUUAGACCCGCCCUCCUACCCCCCCGCCGAAAACCCCUCCAAAUCCAAACAGCAGGGUGCUCCAAAUUGCAUGAUUGAUGGAGCUCAACUACACGGGGUUGAUUCAAAGAGAAUCGUUUUCCCUACAGUAUCUGUAUUGCCAACUGAGGACAAGUCUGGUGCAACAGAUUUGCGGAUAUUUCUUAAAAUAACCAGCAGGGGGAGCACUGAACCUUGUGUCCACACUUCUCCAGCCUUGCCGUGUUGCAAACAAGGGCUAAUAUAAACAGCAGUAUCUUUCUUCCUGCUAUCACUCAAACGACUGUAGCCUUCUUUGGCUAAGGGACUUUUUUGUAAUUCCCGAAUCAUUUUUGUUUUGUUUUUUUAAAGUAUCUCCGUAUUAUCCUUUAGGACUUUGGAAAAAAAAUUUAAAAAACAUUCUAAUUGCUGCCAUGUGGAUGAGGGGAGGGUUUUUUGUUUUUUGUUUUGGCUAGGGGAGGGGGUUAAUUUGCUUUGGCAGGGGGCAAUUAUUGUGGCACACAGCCUAUCAGUAUUGGGGGGGGGGACUUUGUACCUGGGAGGGAAAGGUUUCCACAUUUUUUAAGCCAUUCUGAAGAAGGGCAGUUCAAACUAGUCUGGCUCUAGUGAUUGUUAAAGCAGAGUCAUGGGCAAUAAGGCAUGUAAUUGGGCAGAUGGGGAGGGGCUCUGCUUGUUACUCAAGCAGUCAGUGUUAAGACGUGGGACGUGGCAAAUGGGGAGGUCUCUGCAUGUGGACAGAGCUAGUUGGUGUUUGGUACAUUUUAUUUUUUAAUCUCAGGCAGGAGCAAUCAUGUCAGAUUCAGCAGAAUUUGUAUUUGUAAGCAAAAGAGGGGAGGCAGUAGCAUACGGAAUAUGUUAAAAACAAACAGGGGAGCCGGAAGCAAAAAUGAGGCUCCUUGUCUGAGCCAUGCCCAUUUUCCUGUCCAGGACUAGAACUCUUUCAGGACUGGACAAGCAGGCAUGAACUGAAAUGAACAGAGGCAAGUUGGUUGUUAGGGAAGGAGGUGAUAUUCUGACAAAUAGUCCAUGUUUUUAAAAUUCUAUAUUUACUGUUAUACCGACCAUCUUGAUGCGUGUUUGCCAUUCGUCACUGCAUGGCACUUUGGAGCGGGAAAAGUGGACCGACUGAAUUAGGAAUGACUUUAUGACAUGUCUGAGUGCAAAGUAAUUGCAGGUCAAGAUACUUUUGGGUACCUUCCGAUGAGAGCAUCAGUGGGCCCCAUUAAUCAGUGGGGGGCAGACAGAGUGGAUCACACAAACUGGGGGAGUGCUCCAGAGUCUUUUCUCCAGAUGACUGAAGCAAGCAAGCCACAAUGUCAUUUUGGAAGCUUAUGUACAAGUGUCUGGUUCUCUCAACCUAGAGGCUGUCACACAGAAGAAGGAGCACACAUGUUCUCUCUUGCUUCUAAGGGAAUGACUAGUGAACUGCUCCGUUAAACAGCUUGAAGAAUGCCACAACUCAUCUGGAGGAGAGAAUAUCAAUUGAGAUAGCAGAAGACUGGCAAAUGUACGAAAGCAGAACAUCAUGGCUGUAGGAGCACCAAUGGGAGAAAGAGUGUGGUCUGAGGGAACCGAAGUAUGAAUGAGUGGGAGGAGGAGGUGCAGAUGGGAAGAAACAAGGACAUUUACACUGUUUUUCCCCUGUCCCUUCCUUGCUAAUUUAUGUUCUUACUUGUGCACAGUUUUUUUGUCAUCAUCAUUCCCCUCCCCCCUUUUUUUUGCACUGUGGGAACAGCUGUACUGGGAGCCCAUGAACAAGUGAGUGAGCGAGUGAGUGAUUGAAUAUGGCAGGCCUCUGAUAUGGCGGGGAAUAGGGUCUGCCCAGAUCAGUGUAUGUGGGGUGAGGGUUAAAGCAGCUGUAUCCAGCCAUUUCCAUCAGUGUUUGUUUUUUUAAAUAUAUAUAAUAUUAUUAUUGUUAACAAUAAACCAGAAUGAUGUUGCACGUUGA
Molecule: messenger RNA, 5563 nt
Organism: Hemicordylus capensis (graceful crag lizard)
Lineage: Eukaryota; Metazoa; Chordata; Lepidosauria; Squamata; Cordylidae
Gene: PPP1R18
Product: protein phosphatase 1 regulatory subunit 18
Exons: 4
Coding region: 1463-3331 (622 amino acids)
Molecular function (GO): phosphatase binding
Source: RefSeq, a predicted model, not a curated record